Molecule: messenger RNA, 1208 nt
Organism: Stegodyphus dumicola
Lineage: Eukaryota; Metazoa; Arthropoda; Arachnida; Araneae; Eresidae
Gene: Cdk5
Product: Cyclin-dependent kinase 5
Biological process (GO): axonogenesis; synaptic vesicle transport; neuron apoptotic process
Cellular component (GO): nucleus; cytoplasm
Molecular function (GO): cyclin-dependent protein serine/threonine kinase activity; ATP binding
Source: RefSeq, a predicted model, not a curated record
UGUUCUUAGGGUGUCCCAAGUUCUGCAUUACGGGAGAUUUGCUUAUUAAAAGAGUUGAAGCACAAAAAUAUUGUCAGACUGCAUGAUGUUUUGCACAGUGAGAAAAAAUUAACAUUAGUUUUUGAACAUUGUGACCAAGAUCUAAAGAAAUACUUUGAUAGCUUAAACGGAGAAAUUGAUGCUGAUGUUGUAAAGUCUUUCAUGUUUCAACUGUUAAGAGGUUUAGCUUUUUGUCACAGUCACAAUGUUCUUCAUCGAGAUCUAAAACCACAGAAUUUAUUAAUAAAUAAAAAUGGGGAACUUAAAUUAGCUGAUUUUGGACUGGCAAGAGCUUUUGGCAUUCCAGUGAGAUGUUACUCAGCAGAAGUUGUUACUUUGUGGUAUCGACCUCCAGAUGUGUUAUUUGGUGCUAAGUUAUAUACAACAUCAAUUGACAUGUGGUCUGCUGGAUGCAUCUUUGCUGAGCUUGCAAAUGCUGGUCGCCCUCUAUUUCCUGGAAGUGAUGUUGAUGACCAGCUUAAAAGGAUUUUUAAGCUUUUGGGCACGCCAACAGAAGAAACUUGGCCUGGAAUGACUCAACUUCCUGAUUAUAAGCCAUUCCCUUUAUAUCAUCCAACAGCAAGUUUUGCACAAGUGGUCCCAAAACUAAAUUCAAAAGGAAAGGAUUUACUUCAGAAACUCUUGGUGUGCAAUCCUGCUAUGAGAAUAUCAGCUGAUGAAGCUAUGCAACAUCCUUAUUUUAGUGAUUUACCACCAGCAAUAAAAAAUGGAUGAUUGUUUAAGAUUAUACUAAAACCAGUUUUUUAUCUUUUUUAAUUCUUUGUACAUAUAGUCAGAGACUUCAUCUUCAACAUUAUUAAUGAAUGAGAACAAUGAAAAGUCAGAGGCAGAUUAAUAUCGUAUACUGCAGUAUUCGGUCGAAAACCGUGUACAUGUGUAUCAAAUAACAUAGAUGUGGUUAAGAAUAUGUAAAAUGUAAUUUUCAUUCCUCAUUUGUAUAGAAAAAAGGUGUGUAAUCUUCCAGAAUCUCUGAAAUAUACAACUCCUGUAGCAGAUGGUUAAUUAGUUCUAUUUUUAAAUUUCUUAUUCGUAAUAUUCGAAAAAGGGGCAUUUAAUUCUUUCUUUUCUUUUAUUUUAGUCUGCAAGCAUGAUAGAAUUCUGAUAAUCCUUGUACCUCGGUAUGAUUAGUAAAUUUUGUGGAUCUCUUC